GGGUGGGCCCUGGCGCCCUCGGAGGGCCCCGGUGGGGCCGUUACCGCCUCGGCGCGGGAGGGCGACCGCCGUCCACGGACUACAAGUCCCAGGGAGCGGCUGUGGGAGCGAGGUUGUCGGAUUGUCUUCCCGCCGCCAGAGCCAGGUGACAUCGUGGUGGCCCAGGAAGCAUGCGGCUGUGGCACUGGGGGCCCUGAAGACUGCCUGGCUUGCAGGGAGGAAUGCUACGGUGGGCAGUGCACUUGGAAGGUGGGCCACGGAGGGUGAACCACGCAGCCGUGGCUGUCGGGCACAAGGUCUAUUCCUUUGGCGGAUAUUGUUCUGGAGAAGACUAUGAGACUCUGCGGCAGAUUGACGUCCAUGUUUUUAAUGCAGUGUCUCUGCGCUGGAUCAAGCUGCCUCCAGUGUGGACAAACAGCCGAGACCACGUGAGAGAGGUGCCCUAUAUGAGGUAUGGGCACUCAGCAGUGCUCAUAGAUGACACCGUCUACAUAUGGGGUGGUCGCAAUGACACUGAGGGAGCCUGCAACGUGCUCUAUGCCUUUGAUGUCAACACGCACAAGUGGUUCACGCCAAAGGUGUCUGGAAUGGUCCCAGGGGCGAGAGAUGGGCAUUCGGCUUGUGUCCUGGGAAAGAGCAUGUUUAUCUUUGGAGGCUAUGAACAGCUGGCUGACUGCUUUUCAAACGAUAUCCAUAAAUUGGACACCACAAACAUGAUGUGGACCUUAAUCUCUGCCAAGGGUACGCCAGCUCGCUGGAGAGACUUCCAUUCAGCUACCAUCAUUGGAACAAAGAUGUAUGUAUUUGGUGGCAGAGCUGAUCGUUUUGGGCCAUUUCACUCCAACAAUGAGAUCUACUGUAACCGCAUUAAAGUAUUUGAUACAGAAACAAACUCCUGGCUGGACUCCCCUCCAACUCCAGUGCUCCCUGAAGGCCGGCGGAGCCAUUCAGCAUUCAGCUACAAUGGGGAGCUAUAUGUAUUUGGUGGCUACAACGCACGCCUGAACAGACACUUCCAUGACCUCUGGAAAUUCAAUCCAGUUUCUCUCUCUUGGAGGAAGAUUGAGCCCAAGGGGAAAGGCCCGUGUCCUCGACGCCGGCAGUGCUGCUGCAGAGUAGGGGACAAAAUCAUUCUCUUUGGAGGCACCAGCCCAUCUCCAGAGGAGGGAAUGGGUGACGAAUUUGACCUGAUGGAUCACUCAGACCUCUACAUCCUCGACUUCAGCCCCAGUCUAAAGACGCUGUGUAAGCUAGCAGUGAUUCAGUACAGCCUGGACCAGUCCUGCCUUCCCCACGACAUCAGAUGGGAGCUCUCGGCCAUGACAACAAACAGCACCAUCAGCCGCCCCAUCGUCUCGUCCCAGGGCUGACGCCGGCUUGUCCCUCUACCACCCUGCCCUCGCCCCUCCACACACUGACUUCUUGCUCCACUGCCUGCAUGAGUUUUUAGCCCUUUCAAGCAAGGAACAUGUGAGCUCAGUUUGUUUUGCCCUAGCCAGGCCUCCCUCUGCCCUUGUUACGCUUUGGGCAUCACGAGUGUGCAGGCAGAGCCGUCCGCCGGGGAAGAAAUUGGUUCGCCCCAGCAGCACAACUGUGAACCCCGCUCCUUGCUGAUGGCUCCAGCGUCUCCUGCCUUCCUUCCCCUUGCCUGUGGAGCUGUGGCUGUACUGGCCUGGUCCCCAGCCACUUUCCAAGGGCCUGAAUCAACUCCGACCACCAGCCACGGCCCUGGGCUUGGCCCUUGGGCUAUGAACUGUUCCUGCGCUGCCUGGAGAGAGCAGGGACCUCCAUGCCUGCACCCGCCAGUGCUGACCAGCGUCCUGGCACCGGAUGGCAGGCCCUAGCCCCAAGCUGAGCCUGAUGUGGGGGCCUGGGCCCAGCUGGACUCUCUGCCCAGCUCCUGUUGUAAAACAGAAACUGGGGGGAGUUUUAUAAAUGCUGAGGCAGA
Messenger RNA from Harpia harpyja (harpy eagle), 1948 nucleotides. RefSeq names its product kelch domain containing 3 (gene KLHDC3). Bases 222 to 1370 code for a protein of 382 amino acids. Gene Ontology annotation, molecular function: protein binding; chromatin binding. The transcript has 11 exons. The record is from RefSeq and is a predicted model, not a curated record. Gene Ontology annotation, cellular component: cytoplasm. NCBI's taxonomy places the organism in Eukaryota, Metazoa, Chordata, Aves, Accipitriformes, Accipitridae.